AUGAGCCAGCAGGAUGCGGUCGCUGCGCUUUCAGAACGCCUUCUCAUAGCUGCGUACAAAGGCCAAGCAGAGAAUGUGGUUCAACUUAUCAACAAGGGCGCCAAGGUAGCGGUUACCAAGCAUGGCCGGACGCCCUUGCAUCUUGCUGCCAAUAAGGGCCAUCUUUCUGUGGUCCAGAUCUUGCUGAAGGCUGGCUGCGACCUCGAUGUGCAGGACGAUGGGGACCAGACCGCCUUGCAUCGGGCCACGGUGGUGGGGAACACUGAGAUCAUCACGGCGCUCAUCCAAGAGGGUUGUGCUCUGGACAGACAAGAUAAGGACGGAACAGCCCUGCAUGAAGCCUCCUGGCAUGGUUUCAGCCAGUCAGCUAAGCUGCUCAUUAAAGCAGGAGCCAACGUGCUUGCCAGGAACAAGGCAGGGAACACAGCCCUGCACCUGGCCUGCCAGAACAGCCAUUCCCAGAGCACACGAGUCCUCCUGCUGGGUGGCUCCCGCGCUGACCUCAAAAAUAACGCAGGCGACACCUGUUUGCACGUUGCUGUGCGCUAUAAUCACUUGUCCAUCAUUAGGCUGCUCCUCAGUGCUUUCUGUUCAGUCCAUGAAAAGAACCAGGCUGGAGACACAGCCCUUCAUGUUGCCGCUGCCCUAAACCACAAGAAGGUGGUUAAAAUCUUAUUAGAAGCUGGAGCAGAUGGGACCAUUGUGAAUAAUGUAGGCCAGACCCCACUGGAGACUGCUCGCUACCACAAUAACCCAGAAGUGGCUCUGCUCCUCACUAAAGCUCCCCAGGUCUUGCGCUUCAGUCGUGGGCGAAGCCUGCGGAAGAGGAGAGAGAAGCUCAAGCAAGGAAGGAGGGCCCAGUCCGUGCCCAGAGAUGAGGUGGCACAGAGCAAGGGAAGUGGCUCAGCCAGAGACACCCCCAGCAGUGAGCAGGCUGUGCUCAGAAAAGAAGAGGCUGGAGAAGAUUUCCUGUCAGCCUCCCCAGAGCCCAGAGCAAAGGAUAACAGGAGAAGAAAGUCGAGACCCAAGGUGUCAGCCUUGUCUGACCCCACCCCUCCGGUAGACCAGCAGCCUGGACACCAGAAGAACUUGCACGCUCAUCACCACCCCAGAAAGAAGAGCAGGCACCGGGGCUCCUCCCCGCCCCCGCCCCACGAGUUCAGAGCCUACCAACUGUACACACUGUACCGGGGCAAGGAUGGGAAAGUGAUGCAGGCACCAAUAGAUGGUUGUCGCUGUGAACCUCUCAUCAAUAAGCUGGAGAAUCAGUUGGAAGCAACCGUGGAAGAGAUAAAAGCAGAGCUGGGGUCUGUGCAAGAUAAAAUUAACAUGAAGCUGGGCCACAUGGAAGCCAAAACACAGCACCAAAUGCGUGUUUUGGACAAGCUGAUGGUGGAGCGACUCUCAGCAGAGAGAACCGAGUGCCUGAGUCGCCUGCAGCAGCACUCAGAUGCCGAGAAGCACGACGGAGAGAAGCGACAGAUGUCGUUGGUGGAUGAAUUAAAAACCUGGUGCAUGUUAAAGAUUCAGAAUCUGGAGCUGAAGCUUUCUGGAGAGUCUAGGACGUCCAAGGCUAAAUCCACACCCUCCACAUGUGACUCCUCUACAGGUGUGGAUCAAUCCUUGGCGACUGCAGGGCCUGCAGCAGCAUCUGACAGUUCCUCUCAGGUGGUUCGACCCAAGGAAAAGGCCCUCAACUCCACAGCUACCCACAGACUCCAGCAGGAGCUGUCUUCUUCUGACUGUACAGGUUCCCGACUGAGGAAUGUCAAGGUCCAGACAGCACUGCUGCCCUUGAAUGAGGCAGCCAAAGGUGACCAGCAGGCGGGCUCCUGUGUCAAUAGAGGCACCCAGACCAAGAAGUCUGGUAGAAGUGGCCAGACAAGGCAUCGAGGCCAGCAGCCAGCAGCCAGCAGCCCUCACAGGCAGCUGCCAGCAGCAGCAAGCAGUGACCAGGCCACCGCCCCUCAUGGUCGAGACACCUCACAAGCACUGGAGCUCACCCAGUAUUUUUUUGAGGCCGUUUCUACUCAGAUGGAAAAGUGGUAUGAAAGGAAGAUCGAAGAAGCGCGAAGCCAAGCCAAUCAGAGAGCCCAGCAAGACAAGGCCACUCUGAAGGAGCACAUCAAAAGUUUAGAAGAAGAGCUUGCUAAAUUAAGGACGAAGGUGCAGAAGGAAAAUUAGACAGGGAGAACGGAAGAGGGUUCUUGGGGGUUUCUGGUUUUGUAACUGCAGAGU
Castor canadensis (American beaver) is the source of this 2238-nucleotide messenger RNA. The record is from RefSeq and is a predicted model, not a curated record. Lineage: Eukaryota; Metazoa; Chordata; Mammalia; Rodentia; Castoridae.